Molecule: messenger RNA, 3733 nt
Organism: Toxorhynchites rutilus septentrionalis
Lineage: Eukaryota; Metazoa; Arthropoda; Insecta; Diptera; Culicidae
Product: focadhesin
Exons: 5
Coding region: 81-3650 (1189 amino acids)
Biological process (GO): regulation of post-transcriptional gene silencing
Source: RefSeq, a predicted model, not a curated record
UGUUUACAUUUCGCGCUUACCGCAAAUAUCGUGACCGGUUUCUGAUUUUUAAUUUUUAAGAACAAGUUGUAAGCUUCCAAAUGGGAGAUUCUAAUCAGCGUUUCAGUAAAACAAGCAUUCUUGCAACCUCCAACUCGAUCAACAAAGCUUUCAAGUCAAUUUCCGACAAAAAGUUGAAACCAUGUGAAAAAACAGGCUCGGCUAGUAGUGAUGGAAUCGAACUACUCAAAGGCCUUUGUAAAUCGGAAAACCCGCAAAUCGCACAGCUUGCGGUACAUGCUCUGGUUCAACUGGUCAGUAAUAGUGUUAUGGACGUAGGCCAGGUUUUGAAUAUCUUAGCUAUUGCCCUACCAAACUCAUCCUCCGCUCACGUCGCAGCCAUCAGUAAUGGAAUGUUUGAACUAUUGAUGCUGGAUCUGAAACGAAGAUCCGCUGCACUCGCUGGCGGAAAGUAUGUUUGCCAAUUUGAUAUCAAAACACCUCAGCAUCCGUUGAUUCUUCUUCUGGAUAGCAAAGACAUUGGAAGUGCUUUGUUUUUCGGGACGAAGAUUAAAGAGAUAUGCAAUCAUCAUGAUGUACAGAUACGAGAAAACAGUAUAGAGUUUCUCAGACCUGUUUUCCUUCACAUCUUUCACAACACAGCUCUGUUUCCGGAAACGCAGAAAAUAUGGCGCACUCUCCUAAAGUGCGCGAUCAACGACGAUUCGGCAGUGAACAUGAUAUAUGAAAUUCUAUCCUGGAGUCGAUUUACAUGUGCGGAGAAGUGUCUAUUCACUAAUGAUCUUAUCCUAGAAGCACUAGAUGCGUUGCCGGAAGAAACCCGAUUUGAUGAGUUGCGUGGAAAUCUUUGUAUGUACCUUGCGGCAUUAUGCAAAUCGUUGGUGGGAUUCAAUUUUGAUCCAUCUACAAAUUUAACUAAGCUAUUUUCUGUGAUGAAGAACCUAAAUAAUCCAAUGGUUGAUUACAGUGUGCUGUUAAUGAUAAUGGCCGAUUUGUUGCUACAUCUGUCUCCUGUAUAUGUUCAUAAGCUAAUGAAGCUAGCUCGCUAUUUAUUGAAAUUGGGAUGCAAUAGACUUAGUCAGUUAAUGAUUUUAGAUGGAGUAAUUCAAUUACUAGGGCAGCAAACAUUCAUUCAAAACUAUUUGGAGGAUUGUGAUUAUAUCCUCAAUGCGGUUUUAAACGAACAAUAUGUUACUAUGAGAGAUAAUUCGUAUCCUACAUCAAAGUUAUUCCAUCCAAAUUUAGCCAAAUUCAAUCAGUUUAGCAAAUGGUGGGCUCUUGUUGAAACUGAACAGACUACAGUUGAUGCAUUCCUAGAAGAGCUCUCCCACAUUCAACGGUUUGUGGGUAAAAUUGAUCUAGUCUUAAGAGGAUUCCUAUAUAUGCAGACUCAUCCGUAUGAAACGUGGAAGAAAACUUUCGAAAAACUCCUAUGGCUCAGUAAAUCAAACGAAGACGCAUGCUGUAAAAUGAUCACGCCUAUUUUGUAUAUGCUGGCGAAUAUUGACAAUCCUCGAAAACGAUUAAUGCUCUUGCAAGGUUUAGCCUCGAUGGGUAGCAAAGAACAUGUGUUAUGUGUACUGAGAGCUCUAAUGAAAGACGUUGACACAACAACGAUGUACGAUUUAUAUCUUCGUUUGUGGAAGGCUGAGGCUAGGACAUAUCCGCUAUUAUACGAUUUCUUGAAAGAUACCAAACGAAGGCCACAAGAAAACUCAUGGGAAACAACACUUGCGAAGACUUAUGCAAUCAGAGAGAUAUGUUUAAUCAAACCUCAACAACAUGGCGCCGAUUUGGUUAAUUUGUUCACCGAGAUUCUCAACCAUCCGGAAGAUGUGGACAAUGAAGCUGCCGUUGCUCUCGCAAUCGAUGCAAUAUCUAGUCUAUGCGAAAAUCAUGUUAUUAAUAUUGUUUCCACGUGGAAAGUGCUCGGUUUCAAAUUCACUAAUGAAAAACGGCCGCGUAUUAUUCGAAGCCUGUGUAAAUUUUUCACUAAUGUGGCCUUGAUAAAAAUCAAUUCAUUGGAACAGGAAAAACUUGUUAAUGAAAUCAUCGAAAAGUUGUGGCAUUUUUUAACAGAUUUCGAUGAUCGCGAAGUAAUUCUUGCAGCGUUGGAGUCACUCAAAUCAUUUCCUCCAGAUAGUAUGCACAUCUCCCAUAUUCCAAGUAUUUUUCGUCAAGAAAUAUGGUCACCAACUACAGAUGAUGAGUCAUUAGAGGCCAAACAAAUACCUGGUGAAUGCUGGAUACAGCUGGUGCAAUAUAUAAACCAUUCCGCUAUUGAAGAAGCCGGCGAUCUUGUUGCCCAUCACAUCUGUACUGAGAUGCAAAGCUAUCGUGGAGGAGUGUAUUUGACGCCAGAGGGAAGACCAGAACCAUCCAGCUUAAGAAGUCUUCCAAAGAAAAGCAUUUUAGCUGCUGUUAUUCAUUAUCUUAUUGCACAAAGUCGGAAAGUUGAAACAACACGAACCAACGAACUCGUUCUUUUGAACCUACUUAGAAUCAUAGCGAAGAAAUAUCCCAAACCAAUUCCACCUUUGGAUUGGUCUUUCCUGCAUCAUUAUUUCCACAGUUGCAUGGAAAUGAGAAAAUACUGCCUCACCAUAGCCACUAAACAGAUGCCUUAUUCUGGAACCGCUAAACGACUAGUUGAAAACUAUAUCAACGAAAUGAAUGAGGACAAUUGGACCAAUGAAAACGUGUUGAUGUUAUUCGAAUCGCUGGAUAUAAUUGUUGAAACAGUUCGCACUGAUAUUUACAAGAAAUUCAUACACCUCUCGUUUGAAUGUUUGCUACAAACGUCGAAUGAUGGCGCUUUGAAUAUGGAAAAUUCUUUCGGGGAAGCUUUACGACUGCUGAAACCAGUUGUUAGCAAAUCAUAUCAAAAUGAGGAACAUUUCGACUAUCUCUGUAUAACGUUGGAGAAUUUGUUCAGUCGUUUCGAUUUGCAUUCUAUGUGGUUCAAAAACUACGUUGAGAUUUUAAGCGUAUUAUGCGAUAGAUGCUGCACCUCGCUGCUCAGACCAAGUACAUGGGUGGAUAAACAAAACAUUACAAAGCUGGAAAAAGUGAUAUAUCUGCAAUUCAACAUUCAUAAAUACAACAAAGCAACAACGGAAACACAUUUACUAGGUCUCAGUGAUAUUCUUAAGACCGUUGCUCGGUUUGGCGCCCAGGACAACAGUGUUCGACUCUAUUUCCACCGUUCUUUCUACAGCUUUGUUUCCUCAUUCGAGAAUCAAAAACUUCUAACAGAGUGGAUAAUUGAGCUGAUGGGUUAUAUCCAAUCCAAUCUAGCGGAGAAACAAAGUGGCCAACAUGAGGAAGUAAUGUUUCUGGUGGAUGUAUUCUUAAUCGCUGUAAUAAGUUUGUCUGGUUAUGGGUCUCUAUUCGGUGCAAACGCUGUAGUAAAAAGUCACAAAGAAAUAUUGUCGCUGUUCCCUCCAAGUCUUAUAAUGAUAUUCGAAGAGAACCUGUGGAGGGAAAUAGAAAACAAGAUCUAUGAAUUUCUUUAUCAUUUACACAAUAAUCACAAUAUACCAUCAUCAUAUGCAGAUUGCUUCAGACUUGCAUUGAUUUGUUGCAGAGGACAAUCGUAUUUUCAGCAGCCAAAAGUUUGUCCAAAAUUUGUUUCUUUAAGAAGAGCUUAGAAGGAAUAAGAGUUUUAUAUAUUCAAUUGGGCAUAAAGUCAUGCUGUUCCACUUUGUUUUCUGUGAAAUACAUCUGAAACGUA